GCCCCGAAGCUGCCCCGCGCACGAGUCUCCGCCGAGUGUCCGCGCGCCCGGAGCAGCCGUCGAGAUGGGUGAGUCAAACGAAGAUAUAGACCAAAUGUUCAGCAAUUUGCUGGGAGAGAUGGAUCUCCUGACUCAGAGUUUAGGAGUCGACAUUCUCCCUCCUCCAGAAUCCAAACCACCUAGAGCUGAAUUUAACUACACUGUGGGGUUUAAGGAUUUAAAUGAGUCCUUGAAUGCACUGGAAGACCAAGAUUUAGAUGCUCUCAUGGCAGAUCUGGUAGCAGACAUAAGUGAAGCUGAGCAGAGGACAAUCCAGGCUCAGAAAGAGUCCCCUCAGAAACAGCCUCACUCAGCAUCCCUGCAUGUGCCAAGUUUCCAUGGUACAGCCUCUCCUGGUUACGGAGCAAAUGUUGCUGCAACGAGUCAGUUUAAUGAUGACUUACCACCGCCACCAGCUGAUCCAGUGUUAGACCUUCCACUGCCACCACCCCCUCCAGAACCCAUCUCUCAAGAAGAAGAAGAAGCUCAAGCCAAGGCUGAUAAAAUAAAACUGGCAUUGGAAAAACUAAAGGAGGCCAAGGUCAAAAAGCUCGUUGUCAAGAUACAUAUGAAUGAUAACAGCUCAAAGUCACUGAUGGUGGAUGAACGGCAGUUAGCCCGAGAUGUUCUCGACAACCUUUUUGAGAAGACCCACUGUGACUGUAACGUGGAUUGGUGUCUUUAUGAAAUAUAUCCAGAACUACAAAUUGAAAGGUUUUUUGAAGACCAUGAAAAUGUUGUUGAAAUCUUAUCAGACUGGACAAGGGACACAGAAAAUAAACUGUUAUUUUUGGAGAAAGAGGAAAAAUAUGCUGUAUUUAAAAACCCCCAGAAUUUUUACCUGGAUAACAAAGGAAAAAAAGAAAACAAAGAAACAAAUGAGAAAAUGAAUGCAAAGAACAAGGAAUCCUUACUUGAGGAGAGUUUCUGUGGAACAUCCAUCAUUGUGCCAGAACUCGAGGGAGCUCUUUAUUUGAAAGAAGAUGGGAAGAAAUCCUGGAAAAGGCGCUAUUUUCUUUUACGAGCUUCUGGAAUUUAUUAUGUCCCCAAAGGAAAGACUAAGACAUCUCGAGAUCUGGCCUGUUUUAUACAGUUUGAAAAUGUCAACAUUUACUAUGGGAUUCAGUGUAAAAUGAAAUACAAAGCACCCACUGACUACUGCUUUGUAUUAAAGCAUCCCCAGAUUCAGAAGGAGUCCCAGUAUAUCAAGUAUCUGUGCUGUGAUGAUGCCAGAGCGCUAAGCCAGUGGGUCACGGGAAUCAGGAUCGCCAAGUAUGGGAAGAUGCUCUAUGAUAACUAUCAGCGGGCCAUGGCCAGGGCAGGGCUUGCCUCUCGGUGGACAAACCUGGGCACAGUCAACGCAGUGCCACCAGCCCCGCCUUCCACAGGAGUUAAAACAGGCACCACCCAAGCCAAUGGUCAGAUCCCCCAGGCAACACAGUCUGUGAAUACUGCUCUCGGAGAAGACCGGAGACACCUUGAAACAACCAAGGUAAGACUGGGGGUACCUGACCUACUUCUAUCAGACUGUCACUUGUAAGCCCAUAUUCUAAACUGUGUUCAAGUAACUGCUCCUUUAAAAAAGAAAAAAUAACAGUUCCAACAAUUCAAGUCACUAUAAUUUCAUUUAGAUAAUUGUUCCAUAUGUAUAUAUAUUAUCUUAAAGUUACAUAGGCUAGAAGGGAAAAUUAAAACCAACUACUACCAACACAGCUUCAGGAAAAUGUAAGAAUCUUUUUUAAUUCUGAGAAUUGGUAACUAUUUUUAGUUUAGCUACACUUAUUUUGACUGAAGUGAUUUUUGUUUGUUUAAUUCAAGUGGUUUUAGCCCUCUCUGAAAGUGGCACCUACAUUUUAAACCCUUGGGAUUUUAAAUUAUUUUUUCUGAAUAACUUAAAGCAGUGUGAUGGUCAGAAGCCCUUUAUUAAAUGCUAACUGGGCCCCAAACCAAAUUAGAAGAAUACUGAUAAGGUUCCACUGUAAAAUAUGCAUUUUUGUAUUUUUCUGUUAAUGUUCUACAUACAUCCUCAGGCUAAUGGAGAAUAAAACACUUUUGAAAAUAAUAGCCAAAUUGGUAUAACAUUCUCCAUAACUUUUUUUUUUUCAGUAGAGGAGAUAUAAUGAAGUUAUUUAAAUCUAAAAUUUAGCUAAAAAUUAUAGUUACUAGUCCAGUUGCUAACAUCUCAAUUGACUAUACAAGUUCCACUGAAUAUUUCUCAUAUGUGACUCAAACCAACUCUAAAUAUACCUUCAGAAGUUUUCCACCUCACUCUCCCCUGUUACUUUGUCCCAUCAGCCAGUGGUGGAAACAAGUCAUAUAGUUAUUGAGCUGCUUAUAAUUUUUGAAAAAAAAUUUAGUUCAUUAAAAGGGCCACCUGGGAAGCCCUUAUGUAUGUACAGGAGCAAAAUAAUUUCAGACACCCGCUCCUGACGACUGCAUUUCACAACCAGCUCAACUCAGACCAAGAAAAAUGUAUCUGUGUAUGCCUACAACCCUAGUAGGGCUUCUCUGGCGGCACAGUGGUAAAGAAUCGACUGCCAAGCAGG
This is a messenger RNA of Odocoileus virginianus texanus, 2585 nucleotides long. NCBI's taxonomy places the organism in Eukaryota, Metazoa, Chordata, Mammalia, Artiodactyla, Cervidae. The record is from RefSeq and is a predicted model, not a curated record.